GAGGAAAUGGCCAAAAUGGAGGUCAAGACGUCACUUUUAGAUGACAUGAUAGGGGUGGGAGAUAUGGUUCUUUUAGAGCCACUUAAUGAAGAUUCAUUCAUCAAUAAUCUGAAAAAGCGCUUUGAUCACAAUGAAGUAUAUACAUACAUCGGCAGCGUGGUGAUAUCAAUAAACCCUUACAGACCUCUCCCCAUUUAUACUCCGGAGAAAGUUGAAGAAUACAGAAACCGGAACUUCUAUGAACUCAGCCCUCACAUCUUUGCUUUGUCAGAUGAAGCGUAUCGAUCUUUAAGGGACCAGGACAAAGACCAGUGUAUUCUUAUUACAGGAGAGAGUGGAGCUGGAAAAACAGAGGCAAGCAAGCUCGUCAUGUCAUACGUAGCUGCUGUGUGUGGCAAGGGGGCAGAGGUUAACCAAGUGAAAGAACAACUUCUGCAGUCAAAUCCUGUUCUUGAAGCUUUUGGAAAUGCCAAAACUGUGAGGAAUGACAACUCCUCUAGAUUUGGAAAAUACAUGGAUAUUGAGUUCGAUUUCAAGGGUGAUCCACUCGGAGGAGUCAUAAGCAACUAUCUGCUGGAGAAGUCUCGUGUUGUUAAGCAGCCAAGAGGUGAAAGGAACUUCCAUAUUUUCUAUCAGAUCCUGUCUGGUGCAUCGGAAGACUUCCUCUGUAAACUCAAGCUGGAGCGAGACUUCAGCAGAUACAACUACCUGGGCCUGGACUCUGCCAGAGUAAAUGGAGUGGAUGAUGCUGCAAACUUCAGAACAGUUCGGAACGCCAUGCAGAUUGUUGGUUUCAUGGAUCAUGAAACACAGUCUGUUUUUGAAGUGGUGGCAGCGGUUCUGAAAUUGGGAAACAUUGAGUUUAAGCCUGAAUCUCGUGUCAACGGCUUAGAUGAAAGUAAAAUCAAAGAUAAAAAUGAGCUGAAGGAAAUCUGUGAGCUGACAGGUAUAGACCAGUCAGUGUUGGAGAGAGCUUUCAGCUUCCGGACGGUUGAAGCCAAGCAAGAAAAGGUUUCAACGACGCUGAAUGUGGCCCAGGCAUAUUAUGCUCGCGAUGCUCUGGCUAAGAAUUUAUACAGUCGCCUCUUUUCCUGGCUUGUUACCAGAAUCAACGAGAGCAUUAAGGCACAAACAAAAGUGAGAAAGAAGGUGAUGGGAGUGCUGGACAUCUACGGCUUUGAAAUUUUUGAGUGGCUUCAGAGGGAUGCUAUGAAAUGCUGCUAUAAAAGAAAAGCAGCGAUUGAAGUGAUGCUUGCAGCAUUAAAGCAGCGAAAUUACAGCCUGGAAAAGAAACUCUUCAAUAUUUGGGAAGUGCUAGGAAUUGAGUGGACACACAUUGAGUAUUUCAACAAUGCUAUAAUUUGUGACCUAAUAGAAAAUAACCAAACUGGAAUCCUGGCCAUGCUCGACGAGGAGUGCCUGAGACCGGGAACUGUCACCGAUGACACCUUUUUAGAAAAGCUGAACCAAGUCUGUGCCACCCACCAGCAUUUUGAGAGCAGGAUGAGCAAGUGCUCCCGGUUCCUUAAUGACACCACCCUGCCUCACAGCUGCUUCAGGAUUCAGCAUUAUGCUGGCAAGGUUAUGUACCAGGUGGAAGGAUUUGUUGACAAAAAUAAUGAUCUCCUGUACCGGGACCUCUCCCAAGCUAUGUGGAAGGCCAGUCACUCUCUUAUCAAAGCACUGUUCCCUGAAGGUAACCCUGCUAAGAUCAAUCUCAAGAGACCACCAACAGCGGGAUCACAAUUCAAGGCUUCAGUUGCUACCUUGAUGAAAAAUCUCCAGACAAAAAAUCCAAACUACAUUAGAUGCAUCAAGCCCAAUGACAAAAAGGCUGCGCACAUUUUCAAUGAUGCCCUGGUGUGCCACCAGAUCCGCUACCUCGGUCUUCUGGAAAAUGUCCGGGUUAGAAGGGCAGGGUAUGCAUUCAGGCAGGCGUACGAGCCAUGCCUGGAAAGAUACAAAAUGCUGUGCAAGCAGACCUGGCCCCACUGGAGAGGGCCAGCCAGGACUGGUGUAGAGGUACUGUUUAACGAAUUGGAAAUCCCUGAAGAAGAAUUUUCAUUUGGUAGAUCAAAGAUAUUCAUCCGCAACCCAAGAACGCUCUUCAAACUAGAAGAUCUGAGAAAGCAGCGGUUGGAGGACUUGGCUACUCUCAUUGAGAAGAUUUACAGAGGUUGGAAGUGCCGCACACGCUUCUUGUUAAUGAAAAAAAGCCAGAUUGUGAUUGCUGCCUGGUUCAGGAGAUACGCACAACAAAAGAAGUAUCAGAAGAUAAAGAGUUCAGCUAUCAUAGUACAGUCGUACAUCAGAGGGUGGAAGGCUCGGGAACUUCUUCGGGAGCUUAAGCACCAGAAGCGUUGUAAUGAGGCUGCCACAAUAAUUGCUGCUUACUGGCAUGGUACCCAGGCACGAAGGGAACUGAGACGACUGAAGGAGGAGGCUAGAAAUAAACAUGCUAUUGCUGUUAUUUGGGCUUACUGGCUUGGAUAUAAGGCUCGAAGGGAAUUGAAACGCUUGAAGGAGGAGGCUAGGCGUAAGCAUGCUGUUGCAGUCAUUUGGGCUUACUGGCUUGGACUGAAGGUCCGUAGAGAGUACAGGAAAUUCUUCAGAGCCAACGCUGGAAGAAAAAUUUAUGAGUUUACCCUUCAGAGACUUAUGCAGAAAUACUUCUUGGAAAUGAAGAAUAAGAUGCCUUCUUUAUCACCAAUAGAUAAAAACUGGCCAGCGAGACCUUACCUUUUCUUGGACUCAACUCACAAGGAACUGAAGAGGAUUUUCCAUUUGUGGAGGUGUAAAAAGUACAGAGACCAGUUCACAGAUCAGCAGAAGCUUAUAUAUGAAGAAAAACUGGAAGCAAGUGAGCUUUUCAAGGACAAGAAGGCUUUGUAUCCAGCCAGCGUCGGGCAGCCAUUCCAAGGGGCUUACCUGGAGAUCAGCAAGAACCCCAAGUACAAAAAACUGAAGGAUGCUGUGGAUGAGAAGAUCAUUAUUGCUGAAGUUGUGAAUAAGAUCAAUAGAGCUAAUGGCAAGGCUACGUCCAGGAUUUUCUUAUUAACCAAAAACAAUGUUCUCCUUGCGGAUCAAAAGUCGGGGAAUAUCAAGUCGGAGGUUCCACUGGGAGAUGUUACCAAAGUGUCCAUGAGUUCCCAGAAUGAUGGCUUCUUUGCAGUGCACCUCAAGGAGGGCUCAGGAGCAGCUAGCAAAGGGGAUUUCCUGUUCAGCAGCGAUCACCUUAUUGAAAUGGCCACUAAACUUUACCGCACUACUCUCAGCCAAACCAAGCAGAAGCUCAACAUUGAGAUUUCUGAUGAGUUUCUGGUCCAGUUCAGACAAGACAAAGUGUGUGUGAAGUUCAUACAAGGCAGCCAGAAAAAUGGCAACGUCCCAACUUGCAAACGAAAAAACAAUCGGCUUCUUGAAGUGGCUGUCCCCUAACUGCAGCUGGUGACUCCCUUCCACGGACUUGUUUCUUUGUAAUAGUGCAAUUUUAGUCAUUUGGUUUUGCUGGUUUUAUCCCUUUCUGGAGCUGUUGAUGGCUAAUAGCUUUAGAAGCCCUUGGCAAAACAUUGGAUCGAUUGACUUUUUAAUCUUAUCCGUCAUGCCAUAGUUUUAACCCUCAACAUGCAGAUCUUUACCCAGUGGGGCAUUUUUACCAGCUGGCAAGUUACCUGUCAUACCUGAAUCAUUCUCUUUGUUUAGUGGCCAUAUUUUAGUGCAGCAUACCGUAAACCCACAUAUUAAUGAUAAAUUACUCAUAUUUCUUAGUCUAGAGAUCCACAUACGUGACCUUGAGGCUUGGUGGCAACUUGUGCCCAGUGUCUUUAUACCAACCCACUGUGGUGUUCUGAUGGGCUCCUCCUUCGCCAUCACCACUGCAGAGAUGGGGGGAGCUGAGACCAGGCACCGACCCUUGUAGCUAACACUAGGACCUAUGUAGCUCAAUCCUUCAUUACGUACAGCAUGGGAACACCUAAUUCUGCAAAACAAAAGGAACAUGUCAUUACCCAAGCAGCUACAUGUAUAAUUUUUUAGUAAAAGACAAAAGACAAAA
Molecule: messenger RNA, 4054 nt
Organism: Meleagris gallopavo (turkey)
Lineage: Eukaryota; Metazoa; Chordata; Aves; Galliformes; Phasianidae
Source: RefSeq, a predicted model, not a curated record